AUGGGAGAUGCUCAAACUCCUGAUGUUGAAUCACCAAAACCCGGUCCAGGGGAUGAAUCCCAACCUGAGGAGGACCGGCGGCUCUUUGGAGGCUUAGAAUUUCAAGUUUCUGAAGUAGUCGGAAGAUUAGAAGCUGUAGUCAAUUCUCAGGAAUCCCAAGAAAGCAUGGAAGAGGAAGAAAAAAAGCCAGAACCGCGAAAAAUCAGCGGCAAUUACUUUGAACCAGAAGAAAUGGCAAUGGAUGAAAUUUUGAAGGUUUUGGAAGAUCUCGUACUGAAGACUGAUCCAAGUUGUGAAAAUACCGAGCCUCCACUACUUCCGACUGAUCCUGUUACGCGUGCUGCUAUAUUGUCCCACAGUAUUUCGGCUCUUUUUGGUAGACUCGAAAGAAAUCAUGCGGCAAGGCUUGGAGCUCAUAUAGCUAGUGAAACUACGCUUUGGAUGUCGCAUAUGUUUAAACUCACAGACUAUAGUGCAUACUACCAUCAAGAACAAAUGGAAGGUUUAGUAAGAGUAACAAGAAUGUUGCUACAUCACAGAUACCCACGUUACUUAGAGGAUGGGGCACUAGCAUUUGCAAGUCGUCUCCCGAGUAUAUACAGCUGUGUAGCAAGUCCAUUGGGGGUUGUCCAACAUUUGUGCAGACAGCUUGGCCUUCCACUUGCCUGUGUAAGACCAGUGCCUGUUGAUGCUACUGGCCGUGGAAUCGACAUAGAAGCACUGGACAGACUUUGUGAAGAGGAUAUUAAUGGUAACCGAACCCCACUUUUAGUAUUAGGUGAGGUGGGUGGACCUCCAUUGGGCACAGGGUCGGCACUUCGACCCCUGGCUGAAACCUGUAAGAAACGGAACCUUCACCUUCACGUGAGAGGACACGCAUUGGCUUUACCCGCUGCUUUGAAUAGAGAUCAGACCUACAAUAUAGCCGAUUCUCUCACACUUACGCCCGGCUCUUGGUUCGGCGUUCCCGGAUUACCCACUGUCACAUUUUAUCGAAUACCAGAACCUAUAACAGCUAAUGAUCAAUUGAAGGGAGUGAAUGCGGCGGGUAGUCGCGAAGGGACAUUAGCGGUUCUAUCUGGCCUUUGUAGUGGGUCUGGUCGUCUCAGCGCACUUCCAUUAUGGACCUGCGCACGCGCAGCUGGCGCUAAACGGCUAUCGAGGAGACUCGAUGCGGCUUUUAGAUCAGCGAGGGCAGCACGCGCGCUGGUUGCAAGUGCUGAUUUAAGGGUUUUGAGCGAACGACCGGGCGGCGAUGAACCACCAAAUCUUGAUAUUGUUGAUGCGCUGAGCCAAGCAUCAGCCUGUGUGGCAUUUCAGUUCGCGCCUCCUGGAGUAGAAAGACCGCCACCGUACUUCGACAAACUAAACUCCUGGCUGGGACAGGUGUUGCAAAGGGAAUCGGAUAUGAUUCACAUAGAAGUAUGCGAAACAGAAAGUUAUGGUGUGGUCCUGAGGUAUUGUCCCCUCGAAGGGUCUCUUCUAGAAGAGGAUUCAGUAGAAGCAUGGGCCUCCGUUCUAGAAGCUCAGCUGAAUGUCUUACACGCAACGGUGGCUUUGAGAGAACCGUUUCAGGAGAGAGUGGCUCAGCAUCCGGCAUUACGACUUAUCCAUGUACCGGGAUGGGCUGGUCUUGGUGGUGUCAGAUACGUUCCAGCGGGCUGGGAAGACGCACCCUCAGAAGAGAUAAACUCGUUGAAUAGAAAAUUAGUUCACACGUUGCGGGCAACAGAUGGCGCUUUUUCAUGCAGCGAAGGCGAGGAUGGUAUGUUUUGUGUUAGAUUCGGCAUGGUAACGGCAGAAACUGAUGUUGAAGAGUUGUUAGAAUUGGUGCUUUCGGCCGGUAAAGAGGUUGAGGAAAGUUCAAAGGUGCUUACAGAUAUGACUGAAGUAUUAAAAAAAGGUAUAGAAGCUGCUCAAGAGGAGUUAGAGCGGGAAGCCUCCCAAGAAGGGUUAUUACGUCGGGUUCCAGUUGUAGGAAGAGUGGUUUCGUGGUGGGCCCCCCCUCCCCCUGUUACCGGAAGACGGCUUCUCCUCACACACGGCGGCACACUGCAAUCUACUAGUGAUGUGUAUAGCUGCGUAAAGAAAGAUAAAGAUGAGGAACCUGCGCGUGCGCAUUCGCCAUCGCGCCGCGAAACUGUCGAGUAA
Messenger RNA from Pieris macdunnoughi, 2151 nucleotides. The record is from the annotation of a GenBank genome assembly. Lineage: Eukaryota; Metazoa; Arthropoda; Insecta; Lepidoptera; Pieridae.